This is a messenger RNA of Camelina sativa (false flax), 1329 nucleotides long. RefSeq lists its product as uncharacterized. Lineage: Eukaryota; Viridiplantae; Streptophyta; Magnoliopsida; Brassicales; Brassicaceae. The record is from RefSeq and is a predicted model, not a curated record.
UGAUUUGUUUUAUAGUGCACCUUCAAACACUGUUUUGUAAGGCUUAUAAGUUUGAAUUUUUGAUCUGUAAGAUAAGCCCGAAAAAGCUCGAAAAGUCUUGUAACCCUGUUAGGGCCGGGCUCGGGUUUUGAAAUAUAGGCUCGGAAAUAUUUCAGGCCAAGUCGGGCCGGAUUCAAACAUAUGCAGGCUUUACGGGUUUCGGGCCGGGCCAGCCCGAUUGACACCCCUAGACUGAGCAACAAAAAAAAAAAAAAGAGAGCUGGGCCUAGAUGGGCUGUGUUCCAUAUACCACAUUACUACCAACGACGAUUGAAAAAAGGAUUGGUCAACAAAACGCGGCCCAAUCUUGUUGGAUCUAAGUUAUGAAAACCGGAAACGAAGGAAAGAGCGGUUAAUAAUGGCUCUUUUUUUAUUCAAAAGCCCUAAUUUGACAAUCCUCUGAUAAACCCUAGGCGAAGAAUCCCAUGAGUCGAUUUCUUCAGAGAUUACCCAGUUUAUUGGCUCGAACUCGAAGUUUCCUUCACUCACCCGUGAAUAUUCGCCAUUCUCGUGUUGUUGUUGUUGUUCCUCUCUUCGACCGAGCUAUUUCCCGUCCCGUCUUCUUCUCUUCCGACUCCGACUCCGCGCCUAGUUUCAAUACCGACAAGGUUCUUUCUAAAGAAGAGCUGAAAAAUAGGAUUCAAAAGAUUUUGGAUGAUGGAGAUGAAGAUUCAAUUCCCGAUUUAUUUGAGUUAAUGAUGAUUAGGAAGUUAUCAGGUAAUCACGAUGAUAGCGACGAUGAGGUCAUGGAGGAGGUUGUGCGUAAGUAUCCAGUUAACGAUGCCCAUGACACUCACUCUGAAUCUGAUAUCGAAAGUGAUGAUGACCUGAGAGAUGGUGAUGAUUCGUCUGACUCAGAUAUCGAAAGUGAUGAUGAUGACCUGAGAGAUGGUGGUGAUUCGUCUGAUUCAGAUAUAGAGUUUGAUGGCUUGAGAGAUGUUGACUUGUCUAAUGUCAAUAUCAAGAUUGAUGGUCUGAAAGAUGUUGGCUUGUCUGAUGAUGUCAAUAUCAAGAUUGAUGAUGGCCGGAAAGCUAAUCACUCCUCGUCUUAUUCUGACUCUCUCAAAGUGACUUGACUUGCACUACAUUGAAGAAGAUUUUGAAGAAAGCAACUACAUAGUGAAUGGAAACAGUACAGCUUUUGGUGCAAGUUGGCUGUAAGUUCUGACUUUCGAAUAUAAACUAGAAAUUAGAUUCAUAUUGUAUGCGUUCUUUGUACUAGUAGUAGUACAUUAUAUUAUACAAUAGUAAUGAAUUAAGAAUAUAAUUAUGAAGGUGUUUUCUUUUCUU